This is a messenger RNA of Salmo salar (Atlantic salmon), 2281 nucleotides long. Its product is annotated as gonadotropin-releasing hormone II receptor-like. Gene Ontology annotation, molecular function: peptide binding; protein-hormone receptor activity; G protein-coupled receptor activity. Gene Ontology annotation, cellular component: plasma membrane. Lineage: Eukaryota; Metazoa; Chordata; Actinopteri; Salmoniformes; Salmonidae. Gene Ontology annotation, biological process: cellular response to hormone stimulus; G protein-coupled receptor signaling pathway. The record is from RefSeq and is a predicted model, not a curated record.
UGACCACAGUGUUCACAUGAACACGUUGCAGGAGAACAACCAGAGAAGAUAUUGUCUCUGCCGUUCCUGUGGGAUAUGAAUGACAGCUUGAGAAUGUCACCUGAGAUCAUGAUGUUUCACCAAAUGAUGGAACAAGCCCAGAACGCCAGCUGUGAAGCACUCACCCACAUCUGCAAUAAGAGUGCAAGUGGAGACUCACUACAGCUGCCCACCUUCUCCACAGCUGCCAAAGUCAGAGUGAUCAUUACUUUUACUCUGUGUGCCAUGUCAGCUGUCUGUAACCUAGCUGUGCUGUGGGCUGCCAAUACUAACGGCAAGCGCAAGUCCCACGUUAGGAUAUUAAUAAUUAACCUGACUGUGGCAGACCUGCUGGUGACUUUCAUAGUCAUGCCUGUUGAUGCUGUCUGGAAUAUCACAGUUCAGUGGCAGGCAGGAGACGUCGCCUGUAGGCUACUGAUGUUCAUGAAACUUGUUGCCAUGUACUCCUGUGCUUUUGUCACAGUGGUCAUUAGCUUGGACCGCCAGUCUGCUAUCCUCAACCCACUAGCCAUCAAUGAGGCCAAGAAGAGAAGCAAAAUCAUGUUGUCUGUGGCGUGGGCGAUGAGUGUGAUUCUGUCUGUUCCCCAGAUGCUGAUAUUCCACAGCGUGACCAUCACAGUCCCAGAAAAGUUUACCCAGUGCACUACCCGUGGGAGCUUUGUCCAACACUGGCAGGAAACCCUGUACAACAUGUUCACCUUUGCCUGUCUAUUCCUGCUGCCGCUGAUCAUCAUGAUCGUCUGUUACACACGGAUCCUGGUGGAGAUAUCCAGUCGUAUGACCCAUGGAAACAUGUCUUCUAAGGAGAUACAUCUCAGACGCUCCCACAACAACAUUCCAAAAGCACGGAUGAGGACUUUGAAAAUGAGCAUUGUUAUUGUGACUUCCUUCAUCGUCUGCUGGACCCCUUACUACCUGUUGGGACUGUGGUACUGGUUCUUCCCAGACGAUAUGGAUGAGACGGUCUCCCAUUCUUUGACUCAUAUGCUCUUUAUUUUUGGCCUCUUCAAUGCGUGUUUGGACCCAAUAACUUACGGCCUGUUCACUAUCCAUUUCCGCCAUGGCCUGAAGCGCUACUGUCAGAGUGCAGUCGUGCUCAGCCGUGAAUCAGAGAACAACACUACCCUGACCGGCUCCUUCAGGUGCUCUUCCUUCCGCAUGACACGGCUUACCCAGCAAGGCCAGACCACCAUCACUGACCAGAUGGCAGAGGAGGAACAGGGCAAGAAACCCUGCCGCUAUAGCAACUACCUCACAGUUCACAGCAGUGGAGGUGACCCAUGUCCGGCCAAUCCUGAAAGCAUGAUAUGAGGGAUUAGAAUAAGUCCUACUUAAGAACAUUUCUUAUACCCUCAUCUGUUGGCUGACAAUAAAUAACUUCAAUACUUUUGUGCUGUGAGAAAGCACAUUUUGCUUACAUUUGCAUUCAGCCAGACAUGGCUUAAAGUGUAAAUCAUAAGACACUUAUCUGCAUAUCACUUCAAACAGUGGUACUCCCGUAGAGUGGUCUUUGGACUUGUCCUGGAAACACUUUUUCCAUUCAAUAGAGCCAUACAGACCAAGUAUACCAGAAAAAACAAUUCUCCAUUGAUAUAUCCAAUUUCCUCAAGAUGUGCAAAGAAGGAAGCCUAUAAAUGAAUUGCUCUUUCAUCUUGCAGGCAGAAAUUACAUAUGCACUGUAAAAAGUGGGAUGACGCUGUUGUUCAUCUGAAGUGCUUUUACUGAUAGGAAUGAUGGAAAAUUAUGCUUUGGUUUGUUCAACCUAUUCUAUAAAAUUUGCCUGAAAAAAGAAAUUACAUUUGACAGAUCAAUUACGUUUUUUAAAUUGAAUGAAAGCUUCUAAAUUGCUUUCAAUACUGCAUGCUCAUUGAAUAGUGGUGGGGGCAAUGUAGCAGCCGCAGCCUAUCAGAAGAGUUGGAGGCUUGACUUAUUGGGAAGUGGCUUUCAGGUUGUUGUUUUUUUCCCCUCCUGUGAGUGUCAAUGUCAUUCCAGUUAAUGUGGUCUACUUUAGUCACUUGUACACUGCCAGCAUAUGUAAUGAUACUUGCUUAAGAGCAUGUGAUACUGAAAACCCUGGUAAGAUUUGUAUAUGUUAAGGUAGACAAUGUUUGUUUGCAGUAUUGUAGCUACGAAAUGUGAAAGUCUUAUGUUGUCGUAAGGAUUUGACCAAAAUGCAGCGGGAAUAGGUAUACUCAUCUUAUUUUUAUUUUGAAGAAGGAGAAACAACUAAAUACGUAUACCA